UGCACAGGUGUUUGUCCCAGUUACCCUUCUGAAACAAUCAAACUCGUCCAUGUCCAGCUGCGUUGUUAAGAGUCCACCUAGACGUUAUCGCUGCACCAGGAUAUUUCAGUAUGUCAGCCAAAACAUCGCCGGCGACAACUGACCUUCAGCACAACGUCACCAUCCGGACGACAGAGAUGCACACGAGCGGGGAACCGGUGCGAAUCAUCGAUUCGGGUUUCCCUCAGCCAAACGGUUCUACCCUGCUGGAAAAACGCAAUUACAUUCGCCAACAUCUGGACAGCUAUCGGAAGUUCAUCAUGUUUGAGCCGAGGGGUCACUAUGACAUGUACGGCGCGCUGCUUGUAAAACCGGAGAUUGCCGAGGCCGACAUCGGCGUCAUCUUCAUGCACAACGAAGGUUACAGCACCAUGUGCGGGCACGCCGUCAUUGCCCUGGGCAGGUACGCCGUAGACAAGGGACUAGUGGCUGCCAGGACGUGUCCGGAGACGAAGGUCGCCAUACAGUGUCCGUGCGGUCUCGUGCAGGUCUUCGUGCAGUUUGACGGCAACAAGACGGGUUCCGUCAGGUUCCACAGCGUCCCGGCGUUUGUCUUCAAAACUGACGUCGCGGUUGGUGUAGAAGGUUUCGGCGAAGUGAAAGUUGACAUCAGCUAUGGUGGCGCCUUCUACGCGUUUGUAGCGGCUGAGAAACUGGGCUUGAAUCUGGAAACAGCCUGCAUAAGAGAUGUGGUAGACGCUGCUGAUGCCGUUACUGCUGCUGUGAAGAGCCAGGUUGAAAUCUCCCACCCGGCGAGCAGCGAGCUCGCCUUUUUGUACGGAACGAUCGUGACGGACGGACGGGACGACUUCUCGGAGGACGCCACGACCAACGUGUGUGUGUUUGCUGACAGGCAGGUGGACCGGUCACCGUGUGGGUCGGGCGUGACGGCACGGAUCGCCCUCCAGCACCACAAAUCUGUCAUCUCUCUGGGCCAGGUCCGCACCUUCACGAGUGGAGCCACGGGCGACGUAUUCACUGGGAAGGCCGUUGAGGAGAGCACGUACGGUGGCUACAAGUCCGUGAUCGUCGAGGUGUCGGGAACCGCGUUCUACACGGGCUCCAGCGAGUUCACCUGGGAACCUGGUGAUCAACUCGGUCGGGGAUUCCUUGUCCGAUAACGCGCGGCAUGUCAGAACAUAUAACCUGUGAUGCAAUAAUAAAUAUCUCUGUCA
This is a messenger RNA of Gigantopelta aegis, 1214 nucleotides long. Its product is annotated as trans-L-3-hydroxyproline dehydratase-like. The record is from RefSeq and is a predicted model, not a curated record. NCBI's taxonomy places the organism in Eukaryota, Metazoa, Mollusca, Gastropoda, Neomphalida, Peltospiridae. The coding region runs from base 111 to 1160 and encodes 349 amino acids. Gene Ontology annotation, molecular function: hydro-lyase activity. The transcript is spliced from 5 exons.